GGUUAGCUGGUUAGUAAAUGGCGGUUGUGAACAGGGUGGACAGUAAACAUUACCACGGUUAUAACUGUCUCAUUAUCAUCACAACAUGUACUCGAGUGUGUCGGAAAUACAGGGCAGUUACAAAAUGUUUAUUUUCAAAUUUCAGGUCGGUUCAUUUCUCGUGCUGACAGGAAAUUCACUGCAAAACAAACGAAAACGACGCAAACGUCGAACUGAUGGAGAAGGAAGAUGGAGCCAAAGACACGGAGUCUGAGGAGGCUGAGCUCCGUCUGAAGGUGGAGUCGCUGAAGCAGGAGCUGCACCAGUGCCGAGCCGAGCUGGCCAAGUUACAGAAACAACUGAACCAGUCUGAACGACAGCAGAGGAGCACAGAGAGCUACAACGAAGACCUGAGGAAACAGGUUGACCAGCUGAGCGUGGAGAUCCAUGAGCGGAAGAAGAAAGAUAAAGACAAAGUCGACAUUGAAACUCAGACAGAAGAAUAUGUUUGGACAGAAACAGAUUAUUACAACUACUACUAUGGAGGCAACCCAGAGGCUUCAGACACUAAAGAUGGCCUGAACGCUGUAGAAGCCGUGAAUGUAGCUAAUGGCGGUGAGGCAACAGAGGUUUCAACGCCAAUUGAAGCAGCGACUGCUAAUGCUGACCCUAAUGACAGUGUUGCGGUCACAACAGAGGAGGGUAAUGGAGGAUCCAUAGCUGACAUGUUGAGGGCUACUGCUGAAGAGGCUAUGACACAAACUGGGUUUGUCUUUGAUGAGACUACUGGGAUGUACUAUGACCACAGCACAGGCUUCUACUACGACUCGGCCAGUCAGUUGUACUAUGAUGCCAACACAGGCAUUUACUACUACUUUGAUGCAGAGAGUGGACGAUACCAAUUUCAUUCCAGGAUUGAGGUUCCUGCUACACAAACUGCUGCAGAGCCUUGCCAAGACAAGGGUACUGGUGAAAAAAAGAGCAGAAAGCUUAAGAAAGGGUCCAAGAAAACAUCACUCCAGGAUGAUAAGGAACUCAUAUUUGAUGAGGUAAAGUUGGAAGAAGAAGAAAUUGACUGGGUUGAAAAGCAAACAACAAAGAGGGUCAAAAAACUGAAACGAAAGUCUCACAGUCCGGAUGAGGCUCCACGUAGAAAACACUCUACCAAACGCAGAGAGGAAAGCGACAAAACUUCAUCAAAGAGGAAGAAGCAGAAAACGGGUUCAAACAAUGAUAAGGAUAGAUCAAAGAGGGAAAAGAAGAAAUCCAAAUCAAAAAAGCUGAAGAAGAAAAAGAGUCCGGCUCGGAUCGAUGCCUCUGAGGGAAACAGCGAACCGGAAGAGGGUGAGAUCACAGAGUCGGAGAGAGAAGAGUGGGAGUCCACUCCCUCCUCCUUAUCAUCUUCUAGCUCCAGCUCCAAGGAGAGCCCAGAGUCAGAAAUGGAGACUCAGAGUCAUGAAGUCAAAGACAUUUGGCCGCCCUGUGUUAGAGUGACAGUGGUCAGAUCCCCAGUGCUGCAGGUGGGCACUCUGUUCAUCAUCACAGCCGACUCUUCAGCCACCGUUGGCAGAGAGAAGGACAUGGACCAUGCAAUCCGAAUACCAGAAAUGGGAGUCAGCAAGUUCCACGCAGAGGUGUACUUUGACCAGGAGCAGCAGGGCUACAUGCUGGUGGACCAGGGAAGCCAGAAUGGAACAGUCAUUAAUGGCAACAGGAUCUUGCAGCCCAAAACCAAAUGUGAGCCACAAGCACUGAUGCACGGCGAUGAGGUGAAGAUGGGAGAGACUGUACUGUCUUUUCAUAUCCACUCGGGGACAGAUACCUGUGAUGGCUGUGAGCCUGGUCAGGUGAUGGCUCACCUCAGCAAGCACAAGAGAGAGGAGAAUACAGGCCCUACUCUCACAAAAGAGGAUAAAGAAGCACUGAGACAAAAGGAGCUGAAACAGAUGAAAGCAAAAUAUGGCCUGCAGAGCAGUGAGUAUGAGGAGGUCAAAGCUAUAAGGAACCCCAGAUACCAGGACAGAGCAGAGUCUCGACGACAGACGGUGGGCAGCGAGGGUGUUUUUCAACGAGAUGAUGCUCCCGCUUCUGUUCAUCAGGAGAUUAGUGAAGUCAAUAAAGGACGGAAAAUGCUGGAAAAGAUGGGCUGGAAGAAAGGAGAGGGACUGGGUAAAGAGGGAACUGGAAUGAAAGAUCCGAUUCAGUUGAAAAUCAGAAAGUCCCAGUCAGGUUUGGGGGCUGGUGCCGCCAUGUCUCUAGACUGCGUCUCUAUUACCAAGUCAAAAUCCCAAAAGAACUGGGAGAAAGCGCGAGAGAGAUUUGCCGAUUCGUGCCAGCCUGACAUGCUGUUGCCUAAAACACAGAUGAACAAGUCACCGAAAGCCUGGGUCAAAGGAGAAGAGACUGAGACUACAAACACACAAGCAGGUGUUGAUACAAACGACCAAAGUUUGGAAUAAUUGAGAGUGAAUAAACUUUACUGCCUGAGAAACACUAUUUUCUACAUAAGAAAUCAUCGCUGAAGACCACAGCAACCAAUCAAAUGUGGGCUGGUUACCUCUUAUCACAACUGUUCUGAAGCAAGUAUGUCAUAAUGAUUAGUCUGUCAAUUUGUACAAAUCCACUGAUGUGCAUUAACAGAAUUUAUAAAUGUUACAAUCGUGGUUGUAGAAUGUGUGGUUUUUUUUCAUAACUGAACUGUGUGGAAUGUUUACAGUCAAAAAGAGGCUGAAGACCGGCAGUGUGUGUUUCAUGGUCCAUUGUGUCUGUAGUCCAGCCUACAGAGGGCAGAGCUGCCACUAUGCCUCCCAGAUCAAGAGGACAUGAAUCGCCUCCAGCAAAUAUUGACACAAUGAAGUUAUAUUUCUCACAAUAAGAUCAUGCUAUGAUUCAACAACUGGAUCCGUUUAGAACGCACUAACUGAUCAUGUUUAACCACUGCUUGGUGUAACAGCGUCCCAACAAAACAAAAAAGGUGCUCCAUAUUAAA
Anoplopoma fimbria (sablefish) is the source of this 2968-nucleotide messenger RNA. RefSeq names its product angiogenic factor with G patch and FHA domains 1 (gene aggf1). The record is from RefSeq and is a predicted model, not a curated record. NCBI's taxonomy places the organism in Eukaryota, Metazoa, Chordata, Actinopteri, Perciformes, Anoplopomatidae. The transcript has 15 exons. Gene Ontology annotation, molecular function: protein binding; nucleic acid binding. Gene Ontology annotation, biological process: vasculogenesis. Bases 216 to 2438 code for a protein of 740 amino acids.